AUGAUGUCGAAAACAAAAACACCACAAGCAGGUUUAUCCUUGACAGAUAAGCAUUCGUCAAGUGUUAAUUGUAUUCAUUCAAUGAAUAUCUUUCGACUAUUGGGAGAUUUUUCUCAUCUAGCCGCUAUUUUUAUCCUUUUACUUAAAAUUUGGACAACUCGUUCAUGUGCCGGUGUAUCUGGUAAAAGUGUUGUUCUCUAUGCCAUUGUUUUCUCAUUUCGUUAUUUGGACUUAUUUGUUCAUUAUGUUAGCGCAUACAAUUCGAUAAUGAAAAUAGUUUAUCUUACUUCGACUUACUUUACACUCUAUUUAAUCUAUGUGAAAUUCAAAUCAACCUAUCAUCGUAGUCAUGAUUCAUUUCGAAUUGAAUUACUAAUUUUACCAUCAGCUGCACUGGCUUUCAUCUGGAACCACGAAUUUUCUGUCUUAGAAAUUCUUUGGACGUUUUCAAUUUAUCUCGAGUCGGUUGCCAUUCUUCCUCAAUUGUUCAUGGUUAGUAAAACGGGUGAGGCAGAAAUCAUUACAAGUCAUUAUUUAUUCGCCUUGGGCAUCUAUCGGUUUUUCUACAUUCUCAACUGGGUUUAUCGCUAUUACAUGGAAGAUUUUCUCGAUUGGAUAUCGAUUGUUUCCGGAGUUGUUCAGACAGUCCUCUAUUGUGAUUUCUUUUAUCUUUACAUUACAAAAGUCAUUCGCCGAAAACGACCUACCAUCACCGAAAGUAUCUAA
This is a messenger RNA of Adineta ricciae, 726 nucleotides long. The record is from the annotation of a GenBank genome assembly. NCBI's taxonomy places the organism in Eukaryota, Metazoa, Rotifera, Eurotatoria, Adinetida, Adinetidae.